Messenger RNA from Drosophila subobscura, 1100 nucleotides. RefSeq names its product odorant receptor 46a-like. Gene Ontology annotation, biological process: detection of chemical stimulus involved in sensory perception of smell; sensory perception of smell. NCBI's taxonomy places the organism in Eukaryota, Metazoa, Arthropoda, Insecta, Diptera, Drosophilidae. Gene Ontology annotation, cellular component: plasma membrane. Gene Ontology annotation, molecular function: olfactory receptor activity; odorant binding. The record is from RefSeq and is a predicted model, not a curated record.
AUCGUUAUUCGAGAAUGAACAAGCGGGCGGAGAUCUUCUACAAGGGGCAGACGUUUAUUUUCAACAUUUACUCGCUGAUGCCGCAAGAGCAGCGCUGGAAGAGAAUCCUCAAUGAGCUCAACUACUUACACGUGAUGGGCUUCUGGGUGCUGCUGUUCGAUCUGCUGCUGGUGCUGCACGUGGUGGCCAAUCUGAACAACAUGUUUGAGAUUGUGAGGGCCAUCUUUGUGCUGGCAACCAGCGCUGGGCAUACCACCAAGCUGAUAUCCAUCAAGCUGAAUAAUGUGGCGCUCCAGCAGCUGUUCGAACGCCUGGACGAUGGGGAUUUCCGUGCCGUGGGUGCGGAGGAGUUGGCUAUAUUUGCGGCCGCCUGCGAGACGACUCGCAAGGCGCGAGAUUACUAUGCGGCGCUGUCAUUUUUAGCUCUGGCCAUGAUGCUGAUCCCACAGUUUGUGCUCGACUGGUCGCAGCUGCCGCUGGCCACCUACAAUCCGUUCGUCGAUAGUCCGGGCUCGGCCGGAUACUGGCUGCUGUACUGCUACCAGUGCCUGGCGCUCUCCACCUCGUGCCUCACCAACAUUGGCUUCGACUCCCUGUGCUGCUCCCUCUUCAUAUUCGUCAAAUGCCAGCUGGACAUCCUGGCUCUGCGCCUGCAGCGUUUGGGCAACGCUAGCACCAGCAUCGAUGUGCAGCUGAGGCAAUGCAUUCGCUACCACAUGGCGAUCGUGGACUUGGCCGAUAACAUCGAGCGGCUGCUCUGCCAGCCGAUAUCGAUGCAAAUAUUCUGCUCGGUGCUGGUGCUGACAGCAAACUUCUAUGCCAUAGCCAUGUUGUCCGAUGAGAAGUUGGCGCUCAAGUUUGUCAGCUAUCAGGCCUGCAUGCUGAUUCAGAUUUUUAUGCUCUGCUACUUUGCGGGCGAGAUCACCCACUGCAGUGUCGGGCUGCCCCAUCGGCUGUACGACACCAAUUGGAUGGACUGGAAUCGCUCCGACCGCCGCAACGUUUUGCUCUUCAUGCAGCGUCUCCACUACGAACUGAGGAUAAGAACCAUCAAUCCCAGUCGCGCCUUUGACCUGGCUCUCUUCGGCUCGCCUCAUUAG